This is a messenger RNA of Galleria mellonella (greater wax moth), 6936 nucleotides long. RefSeq names its product ras GTPase-activating protein nGAP. Gene Ontology annotation, biological process: regulation of GTPase activity. The record is from RefSeq and is a predicted model, not a curated record. The coding region runs from base 480 to 5843 and encodes 1787 amino acids. The transcript has 17 exons. NCBI's taxonomy places the organism in Eukaryota, Metazoa, Arthropoda, Insecta, Lepidoptera, Pyralidae.
CCUAAACAUGGCGGACGGAACACGCUUGCCGCUUGUCAACAAAGUUAUUUGAGCGAGAUCGCCCGCUUCGCUGGUCGUACCAUAGUUUGACCAAGUUACACUUUACGCCGCGAGUUGAAGGUGCCUAAGUGAGAAAUUGUGAUAAAAAGUGUAUAAACAUUUUAGUGUGAAUUAUUAUUUUUAUUUCGUGGAGUUAUAUUUUUUGUUUAGAAAAGUGAUGCAUAACUGUUUACCUAUGAAAGACGGUACUACUUGUAUAAUAUGUGGACAUGCAUACCGAUAAGAUUUUUUAUGUAGGAUAUUAUAGAUAAGUAAAAAACAAUUAAGAUUAUUUGUGAUAAAAGAGAGUGAAAUGAAAUCUCGGAGGAUCUUGGCAGGAAAUAGGUUAAAGUGAAGCGAAUGGCAGCGGCGAUGCGGCGGUUUUACUACGAGGAGGCCAAGAGGCCCUAACGUGGCGUGCAUCCGCCAUCGCGAUCACUAUGUCGAGUGCAUUGUCGCAUAGUGCCUCGCCCACCGGCGACGAUCAGAAUAGACGCCGUUCCGUUUUUUAUGUGCCAUUAUUUGAAAGUUUCGAAAAUUAUUUACCCUUGACCCCGGAAGAAAAAGAAGCGCUAAUAAAUGGACAAAACCUCGAUUGUACAUCUACAAGACCUAAAAGAAGAAAUGUUUCAGAUAGUGUAAGGUUGCAAAUUCCUUCGCGGGUCGAUUCAUCUUUUACGGAGAGCGAGAGUGAUAUAAGCGUUUUCAGUCCAGAACGUCGAUUUCGACGACCUUUAUCGUCGACUGUGAGCUCUAGUGAGGCAUUAACUAGAGUGGGUCAUCGUGAAUUAACUAGCCCCAGACUCGUGGCUGAAAGUGGUCUCAUAAGACCAAAACCAAGAUUACGAAGUACAACGUCAUGUGAACAUCGAUACGAUAGAAUAUAUUCUCCAAUGGGUGGAUCGAUCUCAUCUAAUAAACUUAAUAAUUCAUCAUCUCAUAUCGGGAAUAAUAUAGAAAAGAUAACAUCUAAGAAUCCCUUGCAAAAUUCUAAUUUAUCUUUAAUAGCGGACUCUCCUAAACUUUUAACUCCGAAUAAAGAAAAAUCUAAAACACUUCCACAAAAUGUUAGCUUGUCUUCUCCUAUUAGAGGUAGUAGCAGUUCUACAUCUAUAUUUAGAACUCCUAGAAUUACUGUUACACCAGAUAGUCCAAAUAAAAGUCCCGGCAAGAUGUCGGGUUUAAAUUUUAUUCGACGGUCUAGAAGUACAAAACUAUCUAGAAGCAACUCGCUUCUUCGUAGUAUAACAACGAGACAUAUUGAAGAAGGAUUAGAAGAACAUAUUGCAGUAGUCACAGAUCUGACCGAUGACUACGACAAGUUCGUAGAUGACAAUGGCGGUGAGACGGAAGUGAUUGGUGCUCUUAUUAGGAAACAUGAAGCUCAGGUGGCGAAUAGUCCUCUAAGUAUCCGACGUGGAUACUUAGAUGUAGACGACGACGUUGCAGUGCAUUCAGAUACAUCAUACGAAAAAGCAUGCCGCCGUGGUUCAGCGCCGAGUACUCCGGUGCCGGGAGCACAGGCACAGCACAGUCCCUCCCGGCUGGCCUCCUUUUUCUUUUCCAAGAGAUCUUUCAGAAGCAAUCCUCUCAAAAGAACAAAGUCUGCAACAAAAUUGGAAAGGGAGCGCGCGUUGGCUGCUGUACCCACUCACCCACCGUCUCAUGCAUUGCGAACUUCAAGAUCUCAUGAAAGCCUUUUGUCGGCUCAUUCACCUGCCGUAUCCACCAUGGAUUUAGGACCACCCAAUCAAGUGGAGAUACGUGCCUUGCAUUCUUCUGUUCUGGGCAGACCGCACUGUUUCGCGCUGAGUGCUGAGAACAGACCACCGAGAUACUUCGCCUGCGCGUCGCGGAAGGAGCGAGACCGCUGGAUAUACAGCUUGCGGCAAGCGGCGCGGCCAGACGAGAUGCGUACACGCCGGUGCGAGCGGACUGUCAAGUUGUGGUUAUUGGAAGCAAAAGAUAUACCUCUCAAGAAGCGGUACUACUGCGAAAUUUUGCUUGACGACACACUGUAUGCAAGAUCAUCAUCGAAGCUGAAAACGGAUUUGUGUUUUUGGGGUGAGGUGUAUGAAUUCAGCGCGUUGCCGGCAGUACGCGCCAUCCACGUCAACGUGUACAGAGAGCCGGAACGGCGCGCGCGCAAGCGGGAUAAACACGCCCUUAUUGGUAGUGUACGUAUCCCGGUCGACGACGUAUCGUCUCGAUACCUCAACGAGCGGUGGUACCCGCUAAGCGAGGGCGACAAGCCGCAGUCGCCGGGCGGCCGCGCGCCGGCGCCGCUGCGGCCCGCGUUGCGUAUCAAGUGCCGCUAUCAGAGCGUCGACGUACUCCCCCUCGAUAGUUACGCGAGGUUCCUCGAUUACCUCAAGAGGAAUUAUCGGAAGUUGUGCGAGUAUCUCGAACCAGUUAUAGGUGUGAAGGCGAAGGAAGAUAUCGGAUGUGCGCUGGUACUGUGCAUGGCGGGCGCGGGGCUGGCGCCGCGGUACCUGGCCGACGUGGUCGCGCUCGACGUGCGCCGCACCGGCGACCACUCGCUCACCUUCCGCGGCAACUCGCUUGCCACCAAGAGCAUGGAGGCGUACUUGAAGCUGGUCGGCGAUCAGUAUCUGCAGGAGACGCUGGGCGAGGCGGUGGCGGCGGCGGCGGGCCCGGGCGCCGAGUGCGAGGUGGACCCGAUGCGCGCGGGCGGCGGCGCGGCGCUGCGCCGGCAGCAGGCCGCGCUGCGGGACACGGUGGCGCUCGCCUGGCGCUGCAUCGCACGCUCCGCGCCCGCCUUCCCACCGCCGCUGAGGGACUGCUUCGCCACCUUCCGCGAGAGGUUAAUGUCAAUGGGGCGAGAGGAUAUUUCUGACAACCUGAUUAGUGCGUCUAUAUUCCUUCGCUUCCUUUGUCCAGCUAUUUUGUCACCAAGUCUCUUUGGAAUCACACACGAAUACCCGAACGAGCGGGCCGCGCGCAAUCUGACUCUGGUCGCGAAGACACUGCAAACCCUGGCCAACUUCACCCGCUUCCAAGGCAAGGAGGCGUUCAUGGAGUUCCUCAAUGACUUCCUCGAGCAAGAGGCUCCUAAUAUGAAGGCCUUCCUCAGAGCUAUAUCGACACGUCCUCAAAAUCAGCAACAGUUACAACAACAACAACAGCAGCAGCAUCACCAAGACGGAAGCAACCGUAACUCUUCAGCAUCUCAGGGUUCUACAGCUGGGUCUGAGGGUUCUAGAGGCGAGAUGGUCUCAGUGGAAGCAGACCCCGAAUGGGCUCCGCACGUUGACCUGGGGAAGCAGCUGGCUACGUUGCAUGGACUGCUGGUAGAUAGUCUGCCGAAGCUGCCUGCUAAUAAGAUACAGGAGUUGGAUCCAUUAUACGAUAUAUUAGAUGAACUAAGCAAGAGACUAGCGAGCAACGACAAUGGACCUGUUUCACAAGCAACCGAUAAUAUCUUUAGAUUCAAUGAUCCCACGUGCAGUACACCAACAAAAGUUAACAACACAGAAUCUACAGUCAAUGGUCAAAUGAACAGCAACUUCGCUCACAGUUCACCUAUUAUGAAUAAAAAUGGCGUCCAGUUUAACAUCAGUCCAUCCAAAUCAAAUGCCGAGGAAUCCAAAUAUAAAGGUUCUUUUGUAACCGUCGCUAAAUCGCCCAGUUUCAAUUUACGCUCAGCAACGUUACCGAGAAAUGGAUAUGGCUCGAGCCCAGUGAAUCAAAAUGCGAACCCUGAUCGAUACAGCUCUCAAUACAACAGCCAAGAGCAUUGCGUCAAUCCAAAAGUCUUACAGAUUGGUUUUGGCUCCGACCAAUAUCCAAAAGGCAUCAGCAACGGUAUAAAUGAAAGUCUAGAGAGAAGAUUCCAAGAGAGAUACAAGCCCAACAACUAUAACCAAACUCAGUACCACAACUCUAAUUAUAACAACACCGAAAGAUCUCCAAGUAGUGACAGUAUUAACCACAAUUAUUCCGUUAAAGAUAUGCAAAAUAUUAUAAAAGAAACAGCAACAUUGGAAGAAUUAUCCGAUUUGUUGAAGUACGCUGAUGAUUCAGACAUAGUUGACGAUAAACUUAUGAUGAACAAGAAAAAUUUAGCUCAGUCAAAAUCUAAUAAUAAUAACAUUGUUAACGGAAGCAAAACAAACUAUACUAAUAAUGGUUCAAAUGUUUCUAUAAGUGGAUUGUCUAAUGUAGCAAGCUCUGGGUAUCAAAGCAUCGCUACAUAUAGCCAAAGUUCUAGUCCCAUCGAAAACACAACACAUCACCAUCAGCCGUACGAAAAUGGCGGUCAGCCUAUGAGUCGCUAUUCGCAACUAAAUUACCAAAAACAGAGAGACAAGCAGCAUUAUGAUAACAAAAAUGAGAAAUUCUAUCCAAAGAGUCCAGUACAACAAAAAAUCGAGUAUGAUAUUCAAAAGUAUGGCAUUCAAAACUUUACUACAGCUGAUAAUACACAAACAAACACAAAUAUAAGUUCAAAAAUAGCACCGUUGGUGUUCACAAAUCCAGUCUAUAAUAUGGAAGAUAACCGUCAAUCUCAUGAUAAGAAGAAACACAAUGAAAACAGAAAUUCAAAACGUUGUCCUUGUGGUUCAUCCAGUUCAUCAAUAGAUGAGGAGGGUUUGAGCACAGACAAUGUGGAAACAAACUCAGAAGAAGGUUCUACCAACUUCAAUGAAGACCAACAGAACCGCAACAAUACCCACCGAAAACUCACCAGAGAUAAUUGUAAUUAUGAAGACAUGUACCAAAUGAGCAACCAUAGUCAUUCGCCAAGGAUGAGAGAUGAGGAAUCGUCCAGUAAUUCGCCAAGUUUAAGAAAGACCAGUAAAACUCGAAUGCCAAGAACAAAUCCUAUGCUCUCUUACUCAACAAAUCAGAAUCAACUCAACUUGAAACACUUUGGCCAACGAGGAGAAUCAUUGUAUGAAAGUAAACCUCAUCAUAUCUCGACGGAUUCAGGCUACCCAAUGAGCAGGUCAGAUUCCAAUGUGGAAGAGGUGAAUAAAGAAAUGUAUAGACUACAAAUAUCAAGAAGUCAAAAGGCAUUAUAUAAUAUGGAAAAUUUAAAGAGUUCACCUGAGAAAUACGCUAUAACAGAGAACGUGAUCUCCGAAACAAAUUAUCCAUUGGACAGAACGUAUUCGGGAGCAAAGAUGUCAAGUAGUAGGUUGAAUGAGGAUUUAGAAAGGCAUCAGGAUUAUUAUGGGGUACGAGACAGGAGGGAUUCUCCUCAAGGGGUAUUCAGUCGAGAGUCACAGUCAAGCGAGGCUAGCGAGCGAGUACCGGCACGAAGUGAACGUGAAGUGACAGGUCGUGACAAAAUGCAACGGAGGCUUAGUUUGGAUUCAGCAAGGGAUCUCACUGACAGUUCUGAUGACAUGGAAGAUACGCUAUAUAGUACAACAGGGCGAAGGCGUGCUUCAAAACAUCAAAGAACUAUUGAACAGUAUGAACGUGAGAUCGAGAGGUUAAAGCACUCGGUAGAACUACUGCGCGGGCGGCUGCCAACUGAGCCUGGUCAAGACCCCAGUGACGCCAAAAUGAAGGCCAUUAUAUCCAGGUUAAUCUGCGUAGAAGAAGAAUUGAGACGAGAACAACGUAAAAUGGCGGCAGCUCUGUCACACAAACAGCGCGUAAUCGAAGCGCAGGAGCACCGUAUCGCGGCGCUGGAUGAAGCUAACACAAGACUGCUGUCAGCGCUGGUUCACUUGCAGCAGCGCGCUCCUCACCCGUCGCCCACACACCCCUCACACAACAACACUCACCCUACGCCACAUUCACAACAUUCACACCAAGAACUACAGAUUUAACAGUGUCCACAGUUUGAUAUAUUUUAAAAAAUUAAAGAGACAAUUUCAACCUUUGAACCGCUGACAAAAUUAUGCGGGAUCUAAUCCAGUGACAAAUGAUUUAUGUGUAUACAAUUUUUACAAUAUUGAGGUCAGUAUUUAGUCUGAAGAAAUUCAUCUUACGAAUUCGAAUAAUAGCAGUCAUAUGAUGCUGUAGCGUGCAUUUCAAAUAAUUGUUAAAAAGUUCCUCCUGUAAUGCUAUUACAACUUUGCAUUCUAUUACAAUUUUUUUCGGCGCACAAUUAUAUACUUACAGCAUCAACUUUUUAAUAUUAAGACUGUAAGUCGAAUCUACUUACAUUUAUAUUUUUGUGUCUAACGAAUUUACGAGUAUGUAUUUUACUAAUUUUGAUGUUUCGAAGCACAAUAUAGCAAUAUAAGCACCUAGGUUUUCUAUCUACGACAUUGCAAUAUCAAUCUGUGAAAUAUGAAGUGGAUGUUUGUUAUAAUUUUUUUUUUUAUUUAUGAUACAAUAACAGUUCUGUCCGGUAAUGUGAAUCACAAAUUGUUUUGCCAUCUAUCUGUAACUUUGUUAAAUUGUUUCACUAGUUUUUAAAUGAAAUGCUUUAAAUGACAUUAACGUUCGUCUUGUAUCAGUAUUCUUAAUUUUGUUAAAUGUUCACGUCGUGUCGCGUCAACGUCAUGUCUACAAAAGUUUGUUUUGUUUUCUGUAGCAAUCAUACCAAAGACGAUUGAAUAUCCCUUAGUCUAGAGUUGUAGUGGCCUAACCUUGAUGCCACUACAGCUGUAGUUCUAGUGUUGUAUUUUAAAAUGUUAUAGAUUUUAUAUUAUAAGAUUUGUAUAAUAUUUUUAAGUAAAUAUAAUAAGCGAAAAAUAUUUUUAAUACCUGCGGAGUAUUAUUAUAAGAAAAUGAGAUAUUAAAAUGGAGUUAUUUAAAUACACUAUCACUUUGAAAAUAUCAAAUUGAUGACGUGAAGACAAUUUUCGAAAGCAACGCGUACGUACUGAGUAUGUUCAGUGGAUAUUUAAAUUGUAAAUAUACCCAGGUAGGUAUAUAUUAUCCUUAUAACAUUAAAUUAUAUAAAUUACGUAA